Messenger RNA from Gopherus evgoodei (Goodes thornscrub tortoise), 5062 nucleotides. It is a transcript of the gene SH2D2A, whose product is annotated as SH2 domain containing 2A. Lineage: Eukaryota; Metazoa; Chordata; Testudines; Testudinidae. Bases 401 to 2074 code for a protein of 557 amino acids. Gene Ontology annotation, cellular component: cytoplasm. The record is from RefSeq and is a predicted model, not a curated record. The transcript has 10 exons.
UGGACCUCUUGGGGUCCUUCCAGACCUAUAUUUCUCUGAUUCGAUUUCUAUGACUAUUUUGCAGCCACUGUUCUGAAACUUGCCGGAUUAAAAGGAUCACAACAAGAUGAUAGAUCACCUCCCACACCCCAUCACUGACUGUUCAGAACAUCCCCUGAGAUCUUCCCCCCUGCAGCAAAACCAGGCGAGGUCAGAACCCCCCUCCGCUACCCCUCGGAGCAGUGACCGAGCCCAGCCUUUCACAGCUGGCUCACGCAGCGUCUCGCAGAUCCAGGGACGUUCUCCCAUCACAGCCCUUGUGUCACAGGCCUGGGCCGGCCCGGCGCUGUGGUGACACCACCCUCUCAUCUCCAGCCCUAGUACCUCGCCCCAGAACUCUGCCACGACACUUUCCUUUUCCAUGACGUCGCCGGCGGCGCUCCUUUGCUCGCCCGUGAACGAGCAGCAUCUUGUGGCUUCGGUAGCUGCUUCCUGCCCUUUGCACGCAGAGAGAGCACGAGGAGGACUUGUAAGUUCCCCUGCCUCCAGCAGACAUCGCUGCCAGGACCUCGGCGCUCGGGCCGCUGCAGGGCAUGGACUCCCAGGUCAAGGAGGGACCUACGACAGGACUGGGGCCUUGCAACGCUGGUCUCCAUUCGAGUGGCAAGAGAUGGGUAUUAUUAAAAGGACUCUGAAACAUGCCACGGCAAUCGCUGGCAGACAUCUCCGGGAUGCUAAGAAGGGGCUGAUGUCUGGGACAAUCAGGGACCCCUCCUCUUCAGCACAUUUAAACCCAACGGCCUCAGCAAAGAUGACAAUGCGGAUGAGCUGGCCCAGCUGGACAGUGCCAGUGCUGGGCUCAGCAGGACGCCAGCCGGGGCCCAGAAGGAGGAGGAGCUGCCUGGCUCUCAGAGGGACCAGGGCCCUUAUACCAGGGGACACGGAGCAGCUGCUGCAGGACAAGCCGCUGGGCUCUUUCCUGAUUCGCUUCAGUGAAAGCACAGUCGGAUUUGUUUUGUCGUACAGGGGCAGGGAUCGCUGCCGGCACUUCAUCCUUGACCAGCUGGAAGACGAAUGCUACGUGAUCCUAGGAGAGGACAGCGCCCACGCCGAGCUUCAGGGCCUGCUUCAGCACUACACCACUGCCCCGGUCACCCCCUACUACGAGUUCCUGACAGCACCAUGCCCCAGGAGCGACAAGAGCCGAGACAGUGGUGGGAUCCCAGCUGGAGCCGAAGCAGGGUCCGGCGCCCCACCCGAGCCAGCAAAUGUCCCCCCAGCAGCAGGCAGCCAAGCAUACAGCCUGGUUCUCAGACAGCCCCAGGCGCCAGGCCAACAGACCCAUCCCUGCCUGCUGGCUGCAGAGCAAAGGAACCAGGGAUGCCCUUCCAAGAAGGUUCCCUGUUCCGUUCCCCUGCUCCCCGCCAAGGCUGGCCCCGCUCUGAGGCCGAGCAGCCCUGUGCAAGAGGCAGGGGCUUCUGCAGAUCCCUACGCCCACAUCAGCAAAACCCCUGUCCCCGCUGAGCAGCCCAUGCCGGCCCAGCCCACAGAGGUCAAGUACCAGCAGCUGAUGCGCUUCCACACCUACGCUGAGCCCCGAGAGGGCUUCCCGCCUCGUGAACGCCACAUCUACUAUGAACCCGACGAGCCCAUCCCCUUCUAUGCCAUGGGGCGGGGCUCGCUGCCCAGCCCCGACCCUGACAAUGUCUACGCGGAGGUAGAGCUGGCGUGCCGGUCCCGGCCCCAGGCUCUACCCAGAGUCCUGCAGGACACAGCCUCCACCCUGCCUCGGGGCUCAUCCAGACCUCCCACCGAGCCAUCCCCAGGACACCGCAGGGUCCUCCGGAGCACGUCGGCGCAGGGGUCCCGGAGGAAGCGGCUGCCUGCAGCUCUCACUGUCGAGGGGGACCAGGGGAGGCCGUCUAGGCCAUCCUCAGAGACCCCGCUGGAGUUUGACGACCCAGUUUACGGCAGGAAGGCAGCCAGCCUGACCAGACCGGUGGCCCCCAGGGGACAGGACGGUCUAGAAAACAUUUACGAGCUGAUUUCUGGAGACCAUCCUAGCCUGCAUGCCUCAGGGAGCAGUAACUCCUAGAGCCCUCCCACAUUCGAGGCAAGCCAGCAGGACACCCCCUGCCAAGGAUUCCAGGGCUUGAGAGCUGCCGGAGAAGACUUCUUCCCCAUCAGCUGCUCUCUAGGACGCAGAGUUGCUGCAGACAUAAGCCCUCAAGACACUGCUGCUCCGACCGCCUCUCUCACGUUUGUGCAGAGCAGCCUGCUCUGUGAAUUCAAGGCGCUCACACAUUCGUGCGCUCUCCCACUUCCAAGGGUGGGAGAUUCAGGAAGCAGGGAAGAUCCUUCCAUGGAAAGGACAAUGAGAUCCAACCCCAGUAAAAAACCCAGCAAGGUCCUCGACUCACAAAGCCUCUUCCUCACAGCUACGACACCAGCUUUGUCGGUUUUCCCAUCCCUCCUGCUCUCUGUCAGAGGUUGCUUGGUACUCAAGACUCAUGUCUGUUUUGGACCUAGGAUGUCAUCUCCUUCCCUUCUCCCCUUGGAGGGGGGUCUUUGCUUUUUGGUGUCAUUGGGCAGUCAUAGAAGCUGUUUCAUGGGGUGGAACUACCGAGUCCAAAUGGGGUGACGAACACGCUCUGGGAUUGAUGGAGAUGCUCACUGACUUGACGCCGCAGAGCUGCUCAGAUAAGAAGGAUCCUUAUUUUUAAAUAAGGGGAAUAAACAGAAGCAAAUGGGAUGAAAUCGACUUACAUGCAGGGUGGGCAGCAUUUAAAUCCUGCUUAAAUGAGGGGCGGGCCUCAGGGUUUAAGUUCCGUUAAGUCCUCUGUAACCAUGAUGGGCUGUAUUUCGCUCUCCCUUCCCUUGAUCACCGCCAGGUGCUGUCUGUAAAUAAAAGCAAUGGGCCUUCACUGAGCCGUGACCUGCCCUUAAGGUGUCUUAGCAUCCUCAGAGAGAACGAAGAGAAGGAAAAGUAUUUGAUCCGGAUGCUGCUCAGCCCAAGCACAGCUGUAAUUCCUCCCCUCCCCAGUCUGCCAGGUCGACAGGCGGGUUCAAAGGCAGCAUUGUCAGAGAGGAAGGAUGGUCUUUAGGCUCUGGCCCAGUAGCAGACAGGAACCCACGUGUCACCACUGCCGCAUGGUUAGGAGCAGCACGGGGAGGCGAGCAGAGGGUGGAGGUACUGGGGGAUGUGGGAACAGAGAGGCAGGGCUACGAAAUGGACGGAUUGUGGAAGCUGGCAGGCAGGAAAUGCUGCUUGCUACAAGGACUGUUUGCAAGAAGUCUCAGCAGCUGAGGGUUCCUCUAGGUAACAUCCGGAGGAAAGGCCUAGGGAACGCUGCAGUUAGGAGAAAAUAAAUAAAUAUUUCAAAGCCAGAAAAUUCAGAGUGAAGGUGAAACUUCCAUGGGAAAGGUCCCUAAGACCUCGAACGCCCUUACCUCUACCUCUUCCCUGACCCAGCUCCCUCCCACAGGGGGGGAUCUGACUUAAUAUGCACCUGGUAACAUGGCUACUAAGCAGCAGGUGGCCAGCGAGCUUCUGGUGUCUGCCAGAUUCUUCCCCCUUCUCCAUCUCAAGACCUACCAUUUCUUUGCGGGGAAGGCAACCGCAAACCCCACCACUGAACAGACCAGCAUAAAAGCAACAGCCGGGCUCACAUGAGCCAGCAUCUGGGCCAAGAGGCCCCUCCAUGAUUCAGCUCCACCGAGAGAAGCCAUUUGAAUGUUCCAUGGCCCUGAAAUCUCCCUGUUCAAUUCCAGGGCAGGGGGGAAUCGUUCUGGUUUCCACCGUUUGCCCAGCAGGGUCACCUCCUAUUCUCCGAUGUAGAAAUACUGCCAAUACUCAGGCAAGCACACCCGUGUAUAUGUUUAGAGUAGUCCCAAGUGCUCAGGGUCCUGGCCCUGAUUCAGCUUGGUCUACUUACGUCAGCACAACUGCAUCACCCAGGCAUGUGGGAAAUUUACACCCGAGUGCCACAGUUACGAGGAUGGAACUCCGGUUGUACCCAGCAUUACGAUGACAGGAAGGCUUCUCCCAUCAACAAAGCCACACCUCUCGGGGAGGGGAGAGUACCUACACUCACAGGAGAUGCUCUCCCCUGUCGGUGUAGGUAGCAUCUUCACUUAAGCACUACAGCACGGUAUGUGUAGACAAGCCUUAAUGCUUUUUCACAGCUCUGGCAGAAGGGGCCUUCAAGUGGGUGUAAGUUACAGCUGUAUCCAUUGUAAUGCUCCGUGCCAGUAGGGUGCAACAGGGCUUUGGUGUACAGGAGUCAGGCCCCGUGGGUUCAGUAUAUUAAAACCAGUAAGAUCUAAUCACUCUGGUGCCAAUCCAGUUUCUGAGAGUGGCAAGAGUGUGUGAACAAUCCCAUCCCCUGAAGAUGAAACCAGAGGGGUGGCUUGGUUCAUUUAAAAGUUUUAUUCCUUUAUCAAAUCUCUUGUCAGAGGAUUUCACUGUACAGAUAUGAAUAAAUUACUCAACAGUAAUUUUUCUUCUGGUCAUUGGAACACUCAAAACGGGCUUUGCAAAGUACUAAAACAACCAGGGAAUUAACCUAUAAACCUGAUUUUAAAAUACCGUCAGACUUCAUUCACCAGGUACUUUUUUGGGGGGAGGGCGGGGGGGGGCACAGUAGAUGAGAGCAAGUUGCCCUUUGGCAUUUUUCUCAAUUGAAUUGCCACACUCAACUGCUUUAGUUGUGGUACAACAAAUAAAACCUUUGAUGUCAGGAAUGUAACGUAAAGAACUGGACCGACUCACUCGUUUCAGCACUGUAAGAGUUCGGCAGCAAACAGCGAACUAGGAAGCGAGGCCAGCACGAAUGGUUAGAUACACACCUCUUCAGAGAGUUGGCCUGUGUAUUAUUUGCAGACAUGCCCAUCUCUGCCUCUGGGAAGUUCAGCAGCUUAAGUGAAAUGAAGAAACUCGUUUUUCAAGUGUUCUGUGAAACACGUUUAAGUCUAGAAAUUGCCUCCCUUUUCCACCCAGGUGGGUGGAGUUAACAUUUAAACCAGAGUUGAUGCCUCAGCAGGAAGUAGGAGUUAUACAGAUAGGCUGAUAAGUUAAAAAAAA